CGGCGGGGGAGCCGGGGUCGCUGCCGCCCGCCCGGGGAGUGGAAGGGGAGGAGCGGCGAGACCCAGCCGGCGAGGCCCCCGGUGCGCGCGCGCGGCCCGGCUGGCGGGGCGGACGGCAUGGGGACGCCUCCCGCUUGCCCCGCGCCCUAGCGGUGGCCGCGGCGGCCCUGGGCCGGGACGGGAGGCGGCCGCCUGCCCGAGGGCCCCGGGGCUGCGGCGGCGUCCGGAGCAUGUCGUGAUGGCUGCGGAGAAGACAUUGCAAGAAUACGGGGUGCUCUGCCUUCAGGAAUACAGAAACAACAGCAAAGUCGAGUCGAGUCCAUGUACCAGCUUCAUGGGUCUGAAGGAUCUCCUGGGACAUGACCUUGGCCAUCUCUAUGUGGAAAGCUCAGACCCACGUUCAAGCGCGGCUGUCCCCUGGCCAAUGGUAGAAAAGGCAGCGAUGGAUGGCAUCCAUGCUGGAAAGGAGGAGAGGGGGGGAUCUGAAGAGCACGCGAGCUCCGCGAGCUCGGGGGACUCUGAGGAAAGCACCCAUUCUGAUCACGAGCCCGAGCAGCAGAAGAGCAUUUCCAUAGAGCCAUGCUUACUCACCAAGACUCACAGGCAGUUGUGUCGGUCCCCGUGCUUAGAGCCGCACCUCCUCAAACGCAGUGAGAUUUUGCAAGACUUUAAACCCGAGGAUGCCCAGACUCCAUCCAAGGAAGCGAAGAAACCCCCCGAUGUGGUUCGAGAAUACCAAACGAAACUGGAGUUUGCCCUGAAGUUAGGUUAUUCCGAAGAACAGGUUCAGCUUGUGCUCAACAAACUUGGUACCGAUGCUUUAAUCAACGAUAUCUUGGGAGAACUCGUCAAGCUUGGAAAUAAAAGCGAGACCGAUCAGACCGCGAGUCCGAUGAACAGUGUCAUGCGGGAAGUGUCAUCUCUAGAGUCCCAGAGGUCCGAGUCGCCCAUGCAGGAGAUGGUGGCGGAUGAUGGUGAAAACCUGAGGCCCAUCGUUAUUGAUGGUAGCAACGUGGCAAUGAGCCAUGGAAACAAAGAAGUCUUUUCCUGCCGAGGAAUAAAAUUGGCAGUGGAUUGGUUUUUGGACAGAGGCCACAAAGAUAUCACUGUUUUUGUUCCUGCCUGGAGGAAAGAGCAGUCGCGUCCUGAUGCUGUCAUCACAGAUCAGGAAAUCUUACGCAAGUUAGAGAAGGAGAAGAUCUUGGUGUUCACGCCAUCGCGGCGAGUCCAGGGAAGGAGAGUGGUUUGCUAUGAUGACAGGUUCAUCGUGAAACUGGCUUUUGAGUCCGAUGGCAUCAUUGUCUCCAAUGACAACUACAGGGAUUUGGCCAAUGAGAAACCAGAAUGGAAGAAGUUCAUAGACGAACGGUUAUUAAUGUAUUCCUUCGUCAAUGACAAGUUCAUGCCUCCUGAUGACCCUCUGGGCAGGCACGGCCCAAGCCUGGACAACUUUCUGAGAAAGAAACCCAUCGUUCCUGAACACAAAAAGCAGCCUUGUCCUUAUGGAAAGAAGUGCACCUAUGGGCAUAAGUGCAAAUAUUACCAUCCGGAAAGGGGCAGUCAGCCUCAGCGAUCAGUGGCUGAUGAACUUCGCGCCAUGUCUAGAAACACAGCAGCCAAAACUGCCACUGAAGGAGGGCUGGUGAAAAGCAACAGUGUCCCUUGUAGCACGAAGACAGACAGUACUUCCGACAUGAAGCGAGGGGCUCCAAAGAGGCAGUCUGAUCCAAGCAUAAGGACUCAAGUCUACCAAGACCUAGAAGAAAAGCUUCCCACCAAAAACAAGUUGGAAACCAGGUCCGUCCCUUCCUUAGUUAGCAUUCCGGCUCCUCCUACUACCAAACCCCAAAGCACUACAUCUCUAAGCAAUGGCCUUCCAUCUGGAGUGCAUUUCCCACCUCAGGAUCAAAGACCACAGGGACAAUAUCCUCCACUGAUGAUGGCAACCAAAAAUCAUGGAACGCCAAUGCCUUAUGAACAGUACCCCAAAUGUGACUCACCCGUUGACAUUGGGUAUUACUCCAUGUUGAACGCGUAUUCAAAUCUGAGUAUCUCAGGCCCACGAAGUCCUGAAAGGCGUUUCUCCUUAGACACAGAUUACCGAGUGAGUUCCGUGGCCUCGGACUGCAGCAGUGAAGGGAGUAUGAGCUGCGGGAGCAGUGACUCCUACGCGGGGUACAACGACCGCUCCUACGUCAGCUCUCCCGACCCGCAGCUGGAAGAGAGUCUGAAGUGUCAACACAUGCACCCUCACAGCCGCCUUAAUUCCCAGCCCUUCUUGCAGAAUUUCCACGACCCCUUAACCAGAGUGCAGAGUUACAGUCAUGAAGAACCAAAGUUCCAUCACAAGCCUCCCCUCCCGCAUCUGGCCGCGCACCUGCAGCAUCCAGCUGUGGGCGCCCGGUCCAGCUGCCCCGGGGAUUACCCCUCGCCACCCACUUCCACCCACUCGAAGGCACCGCACCUAGGGAGGUCUUUGGUGGCCACUAGAAUAGACAGCAUUUCCGAUUCUCGACUCUAUGACAGCUCUCCUUCAAGACAAAGAAAGCCCUACUCCCGCCAGGAGGGGCUGGGAAGCUGGGAUAGGCCGAGUUACGGGAUGGAUGCCUAUGGGUAUCGGCAGACUUACUCCUUACCUGAUAACGCCACUCCACCCUGCUACGAGCAGUUCACCUUCCAGAGCCUACCUGAGCAGCCAGAGCCCAACACCUGGCGAGUCCCAUACUGUGGAAUGCCACCCGACCCUCCCAGGUACCUGGACAACCGAGAGAAGAUUUAUAUCAACUUGUGUAACAUCUUCCCACCCGACCUUGUAAGACUGGUCAUGAAAAGGAACCCUCACAUGACAGAUGCUCAGCAGCUGGCCGCAGCUAUUUUAGUGGAGAAAUCCCAGCUGGGUUAUUGAAAGAUGAUGCGUCUUUGUGGUGUUGAGUGGGUGGGUUUUUCUUUGUUGUUGUUGUUGUGUGAGUGUGUGUGUGUGUGUGUGUGUGUGUGUGUGUGUGUGUGUGUGGUGGUUGUUGUUCAGCUCAAAUGCUGAGGAAGGUUUGCUACAAUAGCACACGUGAUCUCCUUCUCAGCAAGGAGAUUAUAUAGUAUCCAUUUAUGUGAAAUACUGUAUCAUGGAAUCUGUAUGUCUAGCCCCACUUGGUAGAAGAUUAGCCAAUUGCUUUACAUUCAAACUUUUUUUUUUUAAAGUUUCCUUUUUAAAGCGAUAUCCUUGGCUGGAAAAUGUUUCCAGUUUGAUUUCCUGGAUGUAUCUGUGAUCUUUGAUAUUAAUCUUUGGUGCAUCAGGGGUUUAUAUGCAGCACUUUUUAUGCCUGUUUCAUGUUUUAUUAACUUGGUGUUUUGUCUAUCUAAAUUGCAAGCAAUUACAAUACCUUCAGAAUGUGGGACAUUUGACUAGACCUAGCAAACUGUUUUUUCAAGCCAAGCUUAACUAGAAUCUUUUACAGCUUUUUAAGUUAUUUUUUGGGGGGGUGGGAGGGAGUGGGCUUCUUUGUGCUAUAAUCAUUAUUUAUAGAAACAAAGAUAUACUACAGCACUGACUUUAUAUUUGAAACAAAAAUGUAAGUUACCAGUUUAUGUUAAAAAUGGGUAACAGUAUAUACUAGAAUGAUUUACAAUAUGGCACUUUUUUAUUGUUUUAUUUUUUAUUUUCUUUUUUUGCUGUUGAGAAAUUAGUUAAUUUAAUAUGGCCAAUUUGAAAGAAAGCAGAUGCAAUCAAUGGGAAACACUGUUUCCAUUUGGGGGGGUUUUGUUUUGAAUGAAUAAGGCAAUAGCCGGAACUUGAGAGGCAGGCACAUUCUGACUGGCCCGUGGCGUGCUUUCGGGCAGCCAACAUGGAAACAGCUCCUAGAUUUCCAUCCACUUGUAUUUUUAAUGUCUUGUCUUUUUGUUUGGGGGGCACAAUAAUACUGGAUAAAUAAGUUUCCACAGUACUUGCCUGUUUUUAAUGAAUCUAAUUAUUCUCAAUGCAACUUUUAUAUUUAAUAUACUCUAGCUUUCCUGCUAUUUAUCAAGGCUGGCCUGAGGUGGGUUUUGUGUGUGUGUGUGUGUGUGUGUGUGUGUGUGUGUGUGUGUGUGUGUAGGACAUGCCACAUUUCUUGAUAUACUGCACUAUAGAAAUGGCAAUGGAGGAGCUGUAAAUUGGUAACUUAAAUUUUUUUUGUAACAUAUUGUAUAUUUUCCAUUUUCCUGAAGGUAGUUCUUUUUUUGUGUGGGGGAGGGGGGCCUGUUAUAUUAUUAAGGCCAGACUCUUGCCAUAAAUAGUGUAGUUUUAGAUACAGACUAAAGUCUGUUCUAGUUUUAGCAAGGGAUAUUUCUGGUUUCUAAGUCAUGGGUCUUGCUUAACCAUGAUUGCGUUUCUGAGGAUUAGAAAGUGGAUUCCACAGUCUGUGGCCGACAGUCGUGUGAUUGACGUAACUUGACUUUUCCCUCUAGAGUCUGAACUUGACUUAGCACGUCAGACACACUCAUCUCUGUCUCUGCAGUCUUCUUGGAGCCCAGAGGUACAGUUUGAAGUAAAACCCUGCAAAACCAGAAAGUACCUUUUACUGUUGAUACAAAUUGUAUCUUUUUAACAAUAAGAACUAUUUUGAUUUGUAGAUCUAGUUCAAAACACAAAUGUGUAACUACAAUUAGAGUUUUGGGCAACAUUUUAUCCCUUAUUUAAAUACCAAAUUUUUCAAGUAAAAGGAAAAAAAAUUGAAGUCUAGAAUAGGGUAGAAAAUAAAAAGUAACAAUUAAGGUAAAAUAAACGUGUCUGUCUUAGUUUUAUAGAAUAUAUUGAAACAAAUUACAGAAAUUUAUUGGCAUUUCCUUUCUUCUAAAACUUUUAACCUAGUGUGAACUGAACGUAAAAAUAAACACGUAAAUAAAGGUAAAAUGCUGCCUGAAAAUAAUGUCCAAGCAUCUUUGACUAGAAUAACAUUUCUACUACUUGUGCCACACUGUGUGUUGCAUCAAGUAGGAUUUGGGUAUACCGUAAAUGCUUCUAAAAGGCAUUGUGCAUAUUGACAUAUCCAAUAAUCUGAACCAUGUUCAGCAAACUUAAUUCAGGAGAGUGAAGUCCGACACCAUUUCCGCUGUCGUGUUUGGCAGGAGGAGGCCAUGCCUACCCUUCUGAGUGGGGGCUUGGGGGUGGGGAGAGUGACCCCCCCACACACACCUGUGGAGUGUCCUCUCUCGCCUUGUCCUUAGCUGUAGAACAAGUCUAAAAUAAUAGAAAGGCUGAGUGAGUGCCAAGAAUAGGGUUUCAGAUGUGUAGGUUAGGUACCUUUGGUUUUAGUCAUUCUGCUAAGACUUUGUAGUAGGAAAUUCUUUUUGAAAUCGUGCAUGGGAGCUUGGCUUCCGCGUUGCUUUGGUUUAGCAUUUGAGUGAUUUGAAAGUGGCUGGAUGUAAUGAAAUUGUCGCACAUCGGAUCUUCUUAGGUGAAAACAAUAGGACUUUUUGAAAUGUUUUGUAAGCUGGCGUAUUUGUGGUUGAUUUGGGAAAAGUAUCCCCUGUCUACUACUCCAGAGAGUAGUGAAUGAAGAAGGAGCAGUUUUUUUUUUUUUUUAA
Molecule: messenger RNA, 5559 nt
Organism: Perognathus longimembris pacificus (Pacific pocket mouse)
Lineage: Eukaryota; Metazoa; Chordata; Mammalia; Rodentia; Heteromyidae
Gene: Zc3h12c
Product: zinc finger CCCH-type containing 12C
Exons: 6
Coding region: 239-2905 (888 amino acids)
Cellular component (GO): nucleus; cytoplasmic ribonucleoprotein granule
Molecular function (GO): mRNA binding; metal ion binding; RNA endonuclease activity
Source: RefSeq, a predicted model, not a curated record